Messenger RNA from Colletotrichum truncatum, 924 nucleotides. RefSeq names its product 3-oxoacyl-(acyl-carrier-protein) reductase. The record is from RefSeq and is a predicted model, not a curated record. Gene Ontology annotation, cellular component: peroxisome. Gene Ontology annotation, molecular function: trans-2-enoyl-CoA reductase (NADPH) activity. Gene Ontology annotation, biological process: phytol metabolic process. NCBI's taxonomy places the organism in Eukaryota, Fungi, Ascomycota, Sordariomycetes, Glomerellales, Glomerellaceae.
AUGCCCAACAUGGAUACCACUAUCGAUUUCAGCCCUUACCGGGCCGACGGCAAACUCUAUGGGUUCGUCUGCGUUGUAACCGGCGCCGCCCAGCCUGUUGGACAAGCCAUCAUUGAGGAGUUGGCAGCUCAUGGCGCCGCCUCCAUCUACGCUUGCGACAAGGCGGCUAGUGACGAAAGCUUCAAACCGCUGGUCGAUAAGGUGCACGCCGAGCACCCGAACACCAAAAUCAUCCCGUAUCCUUUCAAUGUAGCUAAAGAAGAAGAGACCCUCGUCCUUAUUGAUGAGUUGCUUAACCACUUCGGCCGUCUCGACAUCUGGGUGUCGUCGGCCGGACUUUUGGGUCCGCCGUCCAUCGCUGAUACCACGCCGGCGGACUUGCAGCGCUGUUUCGAAGCGCACUCCAUGGCACCUUUCUUCGCUUUGAAGUACGCGCCCCCCGCCAUGGCCAAGCUCACGGAGAAGAAAUCAUAUCCGAACGCAGCGCCCAAGACGCAAAAGUAUGGAAGUAUUAUCGUCAUUGGAAGCGUGGCGUCAACCUACGGCGGGUGUUGGGGGCCCUGUUACACCAUGGCGGCCCACGCCGCCCUGGGUGUCGUCAAGGCUGGGGUUGCAGUUCUCAAGGGCACCGGAGUGAGAAUCAACUGCAUCUCGCCAGGCCAGGUCGAUGUUGGCCUUGAUUUGAACGGAAUUGAUAUGAAGGGAAUGAACUCCCAAUUCCCCCCUGCGAGUCUGCAAGGUAAAGAGGCUUCGGAGGCCACCAUUGGUCUCGAGAGACCAGGCAGUCCGCAAGAAGUAGCUCGAGUAGCUGGUUUUCUCGCGUCUGGCUUCAGCUCGUAUAUCACGGGAGCAAACCUUAUUGUUGAUGGCGGCGUGUCUGCCAUGAACCCGCUUACGAUCCCUAUCGGUAAAGCGCACGCGUAA